Molecule: messenger RNA, 2358 nt
Organism: Lactuca sativa (garden lettuce)
Lineage: Eukaryota; Viridiplantae; Streptophyta; Magnoliopsida; Asterales; Asteraceae
Product: YTH domain-containing protein ECT4
Biological process (GO): mRNA destabilization
Cellular component (GO): cytoplasm
Molecular function (GO): mRNA binding
Source: RefSeq, a predicted model, not a curated record
AAUCGAUCAAAACCCUCUUUCUUCAAAAACCUAAACCCUCGCAAAUUUGUGGCGGCGGAGACCCCCAUACUCUCUAUCAAUUCCCUCCCAAAAACCCAAUAAUUUCUGGGGUUUCUUACCCUGUUUUUGAAGAUCUAUCAUCUCUAUCGUCAGCAUGGCCGCCAUGGCUCCUCCUGCAGAUCAAGCUUCUGAUUUGCUGAAGAAUCUAUCAAUUGAUUCGCAAGCCAAGACUACGGAAAUUCCUGAACCCACUAAGAAGUCUUCUGUGGACGCUGGGAAUGGCCUGGUUCAACCUACUAAUAGAUCUGUAACCCCUUUGAUCCCGGAUUUCAUGGAUCCAACAAUGGCUUAUUAUCCAAAUGGUUAUGCUUCCGCUUACUACUAUGGAGGCUACGAUGGAACUACCAAUGAUUGGGAUGACUACUCAAGAUACGUGAAUCCUGAUGGAGUUGAUUUAUCUCAUGGUGUUUAUGGUUAUGGUUAUGCACCAUAUGGACCUUAUUCUCCUGCUGGCUCACCUAUGCCAACAGUAGGUCAAGAUGGUCAACUCUAUGGGGCCCAACAUUACCAGUACCCCACUUCUUACUUCCCACCAAUGACCCCUACAACCCCUUACUCUCCUGCUCCUCCAAAGGGUGAGGUCACUGCAACUAAAGAGGAACCUGCUUUAUCUUUGGACACAACUAAAGGAAACACAAAUGGUGUGAAGGGGAACACUGGUUCUACCCCUGUGAGGCCAACAUCAUAUCAGAAUUCAUCUUUCAAUCCAAAUGGAACCUUUGGGAGAGGUGCACAAACUGGCUAUCAAGAUCCAAGAUACAGUUAUGAUGGGCUUCAAUCACCUAUGCCAUGGCUAGAUACCCCAAUAUACCCUGAUCCCCAAACAAAAAACAACUUAAAUGCUCCAGUUGCUUCAAGAACUCAAAAUGUUCGACCUAAUUCUCAUCUCAUGAGUCCAAGACCAAUGUCUACCUUGAAUACAGCAAAUGCAUAUAUGAACAGAAUGUAUCCAAACAAGCUAUAUGGGCAAUAUGGGAAUAACACAUAUCGAUCUGGUUAUGGUUAUGGCUAUGGUUAUGGUUCCAAUGCUUAUGAUUUACAAAGUAAUUCACGAGGUUGGUCAACCUAUGAUAACAAGUUCAAACCUAGAGGAAGAGGCAACGGUUUCUUUAGCUACAACAAUGAGAAUGUUGAUGGUUUAAAUGAGCUCAACAGGGGUCCAAGAGCAAGAAGCAUCAAGAACCAAAAAGGGUUCACUCCCAUUACUAUAGCUGUAAAGGGAGAAAUUACAACUUUGCCAUCUACUGAUGCCAUUGAAAAAGAGGAGGGUAAAGAAGUCAUUUUGACUCCCGACAGAGAGCAAUACAACCAAGCGGAUUUUCCCGAAACUUAUGAAAAUGCUAAGUUUUUCAUUAUCAAAUCUUACAGUGAAGAUGAUGUUCAUAAGAGCAUCAAGUAUAAUGUUUGGGCAAGUACACAAAAUGGAAACAAGAAACUCGAUGCAGCUUACCAAGAAGCUCAGCAGAUAUCUGGAGGAUGCCCUAUUUUUCUUUUCUUUUCAGUGAAUACAAGUGGACAAUUUGUGGGUGUAGCUGAGAUGAUAGGGCCAGUUGAUUUUGAGAAAAGUUUAGAGUUUUGGCAACAAGACAAGUGGAUUGGUUGCUUUCCUGUAAAGUGGCAUAUUGUGAAGGAUCUUCCAAACAGUUUGUUGAAACAUAUCAUUCUUGAAAACAAUGAGAAUAAACCUGUUACAAAUAGCAGGGACACCCAAGAGGUGAAAUUGGACCAAGGGUUGCAGAUGAUUAAAAUAUUCAAAGAGCAUUCAAGCAAGCAAUGCAUUUUGGAUGAUUUUGAGUUUUAUGAAGAUAGACAGAAGAGGAUUCAGGAGAAAAAAGCAAAGCAACAGCAGUAUCAGAAACAAGCAUGGGAAGGGAAACCGGUGGUUGAUGAUGUGGUGGCCACUGCUGAUGUGGCGGAUUUGGGAAAUGAAGUUGACAAAGAUGUUAAGGUGAGUGAGGUGAAACUUGCGGAUAAUGUUGAAGAGAAAGUAGCGAAUGGUUGCUGAGUUGGCGGUGUGUGUAGGCGGCAGGAGGCUGUUUGACUGGAAAAUUGACAAAUGAGUUGACUGCCGCCUUGAGAAAGUGUGGACUCUGAAUCAAGUGUCUUUGAUAUGAUUUGGUUUUUGAAAGAAGAAAAAGUUUGCAAGGGAGAAAAUAGGGAAAUGUAAAUUUGGAGGAAGAUAGUCUCUCCUCCUAUAGUGGUUUUAGUUACAAACAGUUUUUUUUGAGGACUCUUAGUCUUAGAGAUCUUUGGUUAGGUUUUUCUUUUAGAUGAAAGUUUUCCAUUAUGGUUUGUUUU